This is a messenger RNA of Medicago truncatula (barrel medic), 1037 nucleotides long. RefSeq names its product glycine-rich protein A3. Bases 97 to 672 code for a protein of 191 amino acids. The record is from RefSeq and is a predicted model, not a curated record. The transcript has 3 exons. Lineage: Eukaryota; Viridiplantae; Streptophyta; Magnoliopsida; Fabales; Fabaceae.
AUAUAUUCACACGAUCCCUCUUUCUCUCUUCUUCCAUUCCAAUUUCUCAAUUUCUUUCUCUUAUUCAAAGGUGUGUUUUAUUGUCUGGUUUAAAAGAUGGGAGGUGGUAAGGACAAACAUGAUGAAUCUUCUGACAAAGGGGUGUUUUCACAUCUUGCUCAAGGUAUAGCUGGUGCUGCUGCACAUGGUGGACAUGGAGGACAUGGUUACCCACCUGGUGCAUACCCUCCACAGCAAGGAUACCCUCCACAACAAGGUUAUCCACCUGCUGGGUAUCCUCCACAACAAGGUUAUCCUCCUAGUGGAUACCCUCCACAACAAGGGUACCCUCCUGCUGGUUAUCCUGGUGCACAUGCGGGUCAACAUGCCGGGUCUCAUGGACAUGGUGGUAUGGGAGCAAUGCUUGCUGGGGGUGCAGCUGCUGCUGCCGCUGCUUAUGGUGCUCACCAUGUCUCCCAUGGCGCUCACGGCGGCCAUUAUCCACCAGGCGGCUACCCACAGGGCGGAUACCCACAGGGCGGCUAUGCACAUGGUGGCAGUCACAUGGGUCACAUGGGCCACGGAAAAUUCAAGCAGCAUGGCAAGUUCAAGGGGGGAAAGCAUGGCAAAUUCAAGCAUGGAAAGUUUGGCAAACAUGGUGGAGGCAAGCAUGGGUUCAAGAAGUGGAAGUAAAUAAUGUAUAUGCAAUUAUGACUAAGUACAGCUUCUUAAUGCUUGCUACUUCAUAAAUAAACCGUACGUACUUCUUAUGAUGUAUUUCUUCUUGUUUUGCUAUUUCAAUGCACUGGAUCCUUUGAGCAAGUCUUGAGGUAUUAUUGGCUUACUGCUGACCGAAGUACUGACAAAUUGAUGUGUAAUGGCCUUAAUGUGUUUUGAUUCUCAUUACAUGUUUCAUGAAACUCAUUUGAUUGUUUUUAUAGUUUUCUCAAUCUGAACUGAAGUUUGUUAAUGAAAAGUGAAAACCUAUGUGAUCAUGUAAAACUUCUUAGCGGUGUUUAUUCGAAAAGAUAUGCUUAAUGAAAAGCAUCUCAUGUUCA